Molecule: messenger RNA, 3394 nt
Organism: Triticum aestivum (bread wheat)
Lineage: Eukaryota; Viridiplantae; Streptophyta; Magnoliopsida; Poales; Poaceae
Product: proline-rich extensin-like protein EPR1
Exons: 1
Coding region: 81-3173 (1030 amino acids)
Molecular function (GO): cysteine-type endopeptidase inhibitor activity
Source: RefSeq, a predicted model, not a curated record
UCCCAUUCUGCACAAAACCCGCAAGCCAACACAAACAGCUCUCUCUGGUCGGUAUUUAGGUCCAGCGUUCUCAUCCUACGAUGAGAUCGCUGCUCGUUGUAGUUCUUCCCCUCCUGAUUCUUGUGCUUGCUGCCCACGUAUCCCAAGCUGAUGACAAGGGCUCUGCGGGCGGAAAUGGGAAGGGCUCCCAUGGCGGUGGUGACCAUAAAUCAAAUGGUGUAGGGCCAGUGAAAAAUCCACAUUGCCCCAAGCCAGGACGUGGUCCGAAUCCCCACGACAAAGAUGGUCCAAGCAAUCAAGGUCGAGGACCACCAAACGAGGACUGCGACGAUGCAGAGACAACACCGUCAUCGCCUGAUGGAGCUGGGCCUUCCCCAGACCAAGGUAAUGGUACCCCAUCGCCACCGGCAUCCCCGUCUUAUUCUCCACCCAUGGCUCCAACCGACCAGAGUAAUACUCAGCCACCUCCAUCCCCAUUAGAUUCUAGUCCUACUACACCACCUCCCUACGAACCUAGCGCUCAAUCACCUCCACCGUCAUCAUCAUCUAGUCCUCCACCACAAGCUCCAGCCACCCCACAAACACCUCCUUCUAGCCCCGCUGUUACACCUCCAACCUACGAACCUAACGAUCAGCCGCCACCACCUUCAUUCAAUCCUCCAUCCAGUCCACCUGCAGCACCUUCGGCGGACCCGACUAAUGAGCAGCCCCCACCAUCACCCUCAUCUAGCCCUUCACCAGUAGCUCCUGCUACACCACCUCCCUACCAGCCUAGCCCUCAAUCCCCUCCACCGCUAUUAUCAUCUAGCCCCCCACCACAAGCUCCGCAAACACCUCCAUCUAGUCCCCCUGUUACACCUCCAACAUACGGACCUAACGACCAACCGCCACCACCUCUGUUGAAUCCUCCAUCCAUUAACCAACCACCUCCAUCUAGCCCACCCACAACACCUCCGGUGGACCCGACUAAUGAGCAGCCUCCACCGUCGCCGUCAUCUAGCCCCCCACCAAUAGAUCCCAGUACACCUCCACCAUACCAACCUAGUGACCAAUCCCCUCCACCACCAUCAUCAUCUAGCCCCUCACCGUUGCCUCCAGCCACCCCACAAACACCUCCAUUUAGUCCUGCUAUUGCACCCCCUAGCUACGAACCAAACGAUCAACCGCCACCACCACAAUUGAAUCCUCCAUCCAUUCCCCCACCACCACCAUCUAGCCCACCCGCAACACCUCCAAUGGCCCCGACUGAUGAGCAGCCUCCUCCACCGUCUCCACCAUUUAGUCCCCCACCAAUAGAUCAUACCACACCUCCACCCUACCAACCUAGCGAUCAAUCUCCUCCACCGCCAUCAUCAUUUAGCCCCCCACCGCUACCUCCAGCCACCCCACAAACACCUCCAUCCAGUCCUUCUAUUGCACCUCCAAGCUACGAACCAACCGAUCAACCGCCACCGCCGCCAUUCAAUCCUCCAUCCAUUCCCCCACCACCACCAUCUAGCCCACCCGCAACACCUCCAAUGGCCCCGAUUGAUGAGCAGCCUCCUCCACCAUCACCAUCAUUUAGUUCCCCACCAAUAGAUCCUACUACACCUCCACAUUACCAACCUAGCGAUCAAUCCCCUCCACCGCCAUCAUCAUCUAGCCCUCCACCGCUAGCUCCAGCCACCCCACAAACACCUUCAUCUAGCCCCCCUAACAAUCAACCACCACCACCUCCAUUGAAUCCUCCAUGUUCUCCCCCACCACCUCCAACUAGCCCACUUGCAGCACCUCCGGUAGACCCAACUAAUGAGGUGCCUCCUCCACCCUUGUCGUCAUCUAGCCCCCCACCGGUAGCUCCUACUACACCUCCAUCCUACCAGCCUAGCGAUCAAUCCCCUCCACCGCCAUCAUCAUCUAGCCCCCCACCACUAGCACCAGCCACCCCACAAGCACCUCCAUCCAAUCCCCCUGUUACACCUCCAACCUAUGAACCUAAUGAUCAACCGCUACCGUCACCACCGAACCCUCCAUCCAUUCCCUCACCGCCUCCAUCUAGCCCACCCACAACACCUCCAAUGGCCCCAACUAAUGAGCAGCCUCCACCAUCACCGCCAUUUAGCCCCCCACCAAUAGCUCCAGCUACACCACAAACACCUCCAUCUAGUCCCCCUCAUGCACCUCCAACCAAUGAACCUAACAAUCAACCGCCGCCGCCACCAUUGAAUCCUCCAUCCAUUCCCCCACCGCCUGCAUCUAACCCACCGGCGACACCUCCAAACGCCCCGACUAAUGAGCAGCCUCCUCCACAAUCACCGUUAUUUAGCCCCCCACCAAUAGCUCCAGCCACCCCACAAUCACCUCCAACUAGUCCCCUUGUUCCACCUCCAACAUACGAACCUAACCAUCAGUCGCCACCGCCAUCCUUGAACCCCCCAUCCAUUCCUCCACCACCUCCAUCUAGCCCACCCGCAACACCUCCAAUGGCCCCGACUAAUGAGCAACCUCCUCCACCAUCACCAUCAUUUAGCCCCUCACCAAUAGCUCCUACCACUCCUCCAUCCUACCAACCUAGCGAUCAAUCUCCUCCACCGCCGCCAUCAUCUAGCCCUCCACCACUAGCUCCAUCCACCCCACAAACACCUCCAUUUAGCCCCCCUAUUACACCUCCAACAUACGAACCUAACAAUCAACCACCACCGCCUCCAUUGAAUCCUCCAUCCAUUUCCCCACCACCUCCAUCUAGCCCACCUGCAACACCUCCAAUGCCCCCUACUACUGAGCAACCUCCGCCACCAUCGCCAGCAUCACCAUUAAGUCCACCUGCCACACCUCCAACGUACCAAGUUAACCAACCACCACCACCUAGUCCCUCGGCAACAAUGUCACCACCUGGCCCCCCUACUGGUACUAAUGGAUGGGUGCAAGUUCACAACUUCCGUGACACCUUAUAUUGGCAAAUCGCGCGCUUUGCGGUGUUAAUUUACAAGUUGGCACACAAGACGGAGAUGACCCUUGUCGAUGUGUUGUAUGUGAGCAUGCAACCUUCUGGAAAAGGCAACAACUACUUUCUUGAGAUAAAAGUUGCAGAUAAAAAUAACAAGGUUGGCAAGUAUCAAGUCCUCGUAUGGGGUGUACCUGGGUCAACAGCUCAACCAUGGCAACUACUGUCGUUUAAAUUAAUAGGAUACUAAGCACAUGGUAAAAAGAACAAUCUAGCUAGUGGCAAUGUGUGGUGUUUCUAGGGAAGAGAUAUAGAGAUUUUUGUGGUCAAGGUGUGCCUGCAUCUCUGUAGAUUAGUUAAUCUUUGUAGCACUUAGGGGCUUGAUAUACCAAUAUAUGAUUCUGAUUUCAAUGAUAAAUUUUUGUUGUGUUCUUAUUCAAAAUUGCCUCAAAUUUAUGAAAUAUGGUUGGA